UUUUGCAGCCAGCACUAAAAUAAUUGUUUUGCGGCCUGCCAAAAAGAAAAUUUGUUUGAUUUGUUUUAAAAGAGAUGGAGGCUAUUUUAAAUACGCAGUUCCAGCAACUGGAAGAUAUCAUCGGGGAAAUAUUAAAGGUCAAGAAGAGCGGCCACAACUCGGAGACAUUGCGCACUGCGGCGGCUUUAAAAUUUGUUGCAUUAAAGCAUGCCAAUCGGGAAGUGAAACAUAAAAUAAAGUCUGGACGGGAUAACCUACACUUGGAGAAAUGUAAAGUGGACAUAAGUCGCUUGCAAUUGCAAAAUCUUCUGUACGAAGUGAGCCACUUGAAAAAGGACAUUGUCCGUUGCGAGAAAUUCAAGAGUCGUGACUCCGACUUGGAUCUGCUUCCCGAUAACGAGUAUGCUACCAAGCUGCCUAACAUUGCAGAUAGUAAAGCUGAGCCAGAAUCCAAGCACCUCAAACACUUGCAGCGCUUAGAGUGUGAACUGCGUCUAAGGAAAGAUCUGGAUAAACAGUAUAGCUUCUUGUUGAGCUCCAAACAGGAGCUGCUGCAAGAGAAUCUUAACCAAAAUCAGAGAUACGUUUCGUUCGCCCCAGCUCUACGCACACUGAAGGGUGCCACGAAGCCGCUGCAUGAUGCACUGCAGCUAUCUCUCGACGUUGAAUGGAAGCUUAGCGCUGUGGUCAAAUAUCUGCCCAAGCCACUUUACAUAUUGUUUAUCAACCUGCAAAGCCUCCAGCGGGCGAGCGAUGAGCCAUCCUUCAAUGCGGAAGUGGUAGGAUAUGAAAGCGAAGCUCAAAUGCAGGAGUUGACAAACCUGAAGCAAAGUCCAACAGCAAGGCGCGAUUAUUCUGAAAAGGAUAUUGAUUUGUCCCGGAAAGCUUCGUCUGUGGAAAAUCCAUUGGACAAGGCUUUAAAUCCUCAUCCUCUGCACAUUCGUGUUACGCUUGGCGCUAGUGGCUCGAUUCAACUGGUGUUGCUUAUUCGCUAUUUCGAUCUACUUAAAUGUACCACAGUCUGGCCCCAAUUGAGUGUUUCCAACAACACAAACCAUCAAGGUGAUACCAAUUUCGUUCAGCAUCUCCUUCGGCAUUUGUUUGCAAACGAUUUGGGCAAUGAAAUACCCAUACCCGGCAUCCAAUAUGAUUUGCAGAACAAGGAUCUGACACCCGAGCAGUGCAUACGUUAUCUAGAGUCCAAGGACUUUGGUAAGGCAUAUUGUUGGCUACAGAGCAUGUGCUCCAUACCAACAGUCGACAGUUCGAUGUUGUACAAGCAUGAGCUGAACCUCAACAAAAGCAUGCGGGAGAUCAUCGCUCGCAUUACGCGUCGUUGGAACGCCUGGUUAAAGCUAAGUCAGCAAAUACGUGGCCUGACCAACAAGGAUAUCGAUUUGUUCACCCUCAAGGAGAAUGUCUAUCCUGCGGCCUUGUCUUGCAGCCUCGUGCAGUGGACGGCGAUCACUCUCGAGGAAUUCCUAGCGCAAAAUUCUGACGUACUAAACAUUUCGCCAGACGAUAAGGGCAUUACAUAUAAUUCCUAUCGCGCCGUGAUUGUGCGAGGCUCUGCCAAGAUGGAGUGUUUCAUUCGUAUACCGAGCAACUAUCCACUGGAAAUGCCUCUCUGGAUAUUGAGCGUGCAUUGGAACGGUCGCCACACAUCGCAGAAUAAUUCAGCCAUCAAGAUGAUGGAAUACUGGACAAACUCCCUGCAGCCCAAACAGUUGGAAGCAAACGAUCGUUUUCUCUACGCUCAGCUUUUCCGUACCAUUUAUAGUUUCGACAUCUUCCUGGAGACAGAGGGCUCGAUGCAGACCAACAUAGAGUACAACAAGGAAAAGCCUUAUAUAAGUGCGUUCGCCAAACGAUCCCGAUUGCGUCCAUAUAAGUACAUAAAAAAGGGUUCCGUAUACGCAUUCAAGCAGUAAAUGAAUCACUCAAGAUAGAUUUUGGAAAUGAUUUUGUACAAAAACAGAAACUAAAAUGCAGUUACUAAA
This is a messenger RNA of Drosophila subobscura, 2000 nucleotides long. It is a transcript of the gene thoc5, whose product is annotated as THO complex subunit 5. Gene Ontology annotation, biological process: mRNA export from nucleus; positive regulation of DNA-templated transcription, elongation. The coding region runs from base 75 to 1931 and encodes 618 amino acids. The transcript is spliced from 6 exons. Gene Ontology annotation, cellular component: THO complex part of transcription export complex. The record is from RefSeq and is a predicted model, not a curated record. Lineage: Eukaryota; Metazoa; Arthropoda; Insecta; Diptera; Drosophilidae. Gene Ontology annotation, molecular function: mRNA binding.